CAAUCCUUAUUAUCCCAAAAAUUUCCCCUUUCAAGCUCCAAAACUUAUAUCCAUGGCUGCCAUUCACUUAUCAUUUCUCAUCUUGCUUCUCCCGUUAGCUUUUCCCUCCGCAUUUGCCUACGAAACCAACCCACAACCGAAAAAAACCCAAGUAGUCAUCGAAGGAAUGGUGUAUUGCCAAAGCUGUGACAACUACGGGUCAUGGUCCUUAUCGAAAGCCAAACCGAUCGCGUCGGCUAAAGUUAGUGUCAUUUGCAAGAACCAAAGGGGACAAGUAAGUUACUACAAGGCCUCUGAAACGGACGGAACCGGUUACUUCUUUGCCGAGCUCCAAGGGUUUGAAAUGAGUCACUUAUUAUUGGAGCACCCUCUUCAAUCUUGUGUUGUUAAGCUUGUCGAGUCGCCGCUCGAGGGAUGUAAUGUCCUAUCGAACAUUAACUAUGGAUUAUAUGGCUCGCCAUUACGGUACGAAAACAAGAGGUUUUAUAGGAAGGAUUACGACGUCGUGAUCUAUGCUGCUGGUCCGUUGGCUUUCCGUCCGGCUCAUUGCGAUGCACCUACCAAGCACUAUUAAUUCCACUAUUUAAUUUAAGUUGAAGACCCCAAAUGAAAUCAAGUUUUUCAUUUUGA
Messenger RNA from Gossypium arboreum, 630 nucleotides. RefSeq names its product non-classical arabinogalactan protein 30. NCBI's taxonomy places the organism in Eukaryota, Viridiplantae, Streptophyta, Magnoliopsida, Malvales, Malvaceae. The record is from RefSeq and is a predicted model, not a curated record. The transcript has a single exon. The coding region runs from base 53 to 574 and encodes 173 amino acids.